Messenger RNA from Rhinocladiella mackenziei CBS 650.93, 1749 nucleotides. RefSeq lists its product as uncharacterized. Lineage: Eukaryota; Fungi; Ascomycota; Eurotiomycetes; Chaetothyriales; Herpotrichiellaceae. The transcript is spliced from 2 exons. Bases 1 to 1749 code for a protein of 582 amino acids. The record is from RefSeq and is a predicted model, not a curated record. Gene Ontology annotation, molecular function: carboxylic ester hydrolase activity.
AUGCGGCUUCUUGAAACAUUCUUUGUCUUUUGGCUCUCCAUCAUUAUUGCUACUGUGGUGGGCCAGUCUCCGGUGAUCGUCCACGAUAAUGUUCACAAUUUGACCUACAUAGGCUACAACUAUAGCGGUGUGGAGAAUUUCCAGGGCAUUAGAUAUGGCAAGGACACAUCGGGCUCAAAUCGAUUCAAGCAUCCUCGAGCCUUUACUUAUCCCGCAGGGACAACAGUGGCUGCGACAGCGGCGGGACCAUCGUGCCCUCAAAACACAAUCCAGUCAUUUAUUGGCUUUACUCAAAACCCAGGCGUCUACAAUAUGUCCGAAGAUUGUUUGAAUUUAAGAAUUGCCAGGUCUGCAGGUACCAAGCAGAAUGCCAAUCUCCCAGUCAUGGUGUGGAUCUAUGGCGGAGGGGACGAGACAGGAUCCGCGAAUUACUCGCUCUAUGACCCCACUGCACUCGUGCUGGGGGCUGAAGCCAAAGGGACUCCAUUGAUGUUCGUGGCGAUGAACUACCGUCUCAAUAUCUUCGGUUUCGCCAAUAGUCCCGCUUUGAGGGCCGAGAAAUCCCUCAACUCAGGGCUAUUAGACCAACGCCUUGCUCUUGAGUGGAUUCAGGAAAACAUUGCGGCAUUCGGAGGCAACCCGAAAGAAGUCACACUUUUUGGCCAAAGUGAUGGAGCGACCGGCAUAGGUUUGCAAAUGACUGCCUAUGGCGGGAAAGGCUCUGUCCCUUUUCGACGCGGAAUCAUGGAAUCUGGUUCACCAGCCGGUGAUCCGGGGGUGUCGGGUAAUUUCACAAUCAUCAGCACAUCUACUGUUGCGGGGUUGGCAGAUUGCACGGGAACAAAUAGCUCCAUGGUCCUGGCGUGCCUCCGCCAACUGCGGAUGACCACUCUGCUGGGUGCGGUCCUGACAUAUGAGAACAUGACCAAAAAUGAGACGUCCCAGGAUAUAUUCUUCCCCACUAUCGACGGCGACUUCAUACCCGCACCACCUUCGAGUCUCAUACGGAAGGGACAGUUUCACAAGAACAUCUCCAUCAUUGCCGGCUGGACCUACAACGAUGGCAGCAUAUUCACGAGCCCUACACUCAACAGCUCAGAGCAGGUGCGGGGAUUCGUCCAGGCAUCCUAUCCACACGUCAAUUCGUCUACAUUGCAGACGCUGCUCUCUUUGUAUCCGGUUAACGACUUCGCAGCUGCCGCUCAGGCCGUUACUAUCUCCCCAUACUUCCUUCAAGGCGCCGAAAUAUAUCGCGACAUUAACUUUGCAUGCCCGGCAAUGGACGUUGCGCACCACGUCGCUCAGUAUGGCAGUCCGAGCUAUCUCUACGAGUUGAACGCUACGUCAUUCGAUUCUCUGCUCAUGCUAGCCAACGCCUCGUUUGAAGGCGUCAUCCACAUCUCAGACGUUCCUUUCGUUUUCAAUCGAGCAAACAUAGGCCUUGGGAUCACAGCUGCACAACAUGCUAUUCAAACAGCCAUGUCGGGAAGCUGGGCACGAUUUGUGGACGACGGAAAUCCCAACGGGAAUGGAACAACCGCAUUUUCAGGCUGGACUCGGGCAUAUAAUAAGACGGAGGCGGCUGUGAAAAGUCAGACUGUACAGCACGCAAGCGUCAGGGUGAUUGGAGGACUGAAUGCGGGACAGCAUGAACUGAAGAUGAAUGCUGCAAGGGGUAUAGAGCCACAACUGCUGAAGAGAUGUGCUUUUCUCAAUUCGGAGAGCUUCUAUCAGCAGCUUCAGACUUGA